AUGGCUGUUCGAGCCAAAGUUGUCGAUCAUGUAACGAAGUCGCUCACCGUUGCACAACGCACCGACCUGGGUCGACCCAUCGACUCCGCUGAGCUCGGGGCAGCUCUGCAAUCGAUGAAGCCCAAUACGGCACCAGGCCCGGAUGGGUGGCCGGUGGCCUUCUUUCUCACUGCGCCUUCCACAUUUGCUGCCAUCCUACCCGAUCGUCUGUCCACCGUCGCGCCCACCAUCAUCCAUCCAACGCAGGCAGCGUUUGUCCGCGGCUGCAGCAUGCGGGACAACAUCCACCUCCUAACCGCCCAACAGCACAAAGCGACGCGUGACAAUGUGGAAUGGCACGCGAUCUUCCUCGACUUUGCCAAGGCUUACGACUGCGUCGACUGA
Molecule: messenger RNA, 384 nt
Organism: Aphanomyces invadans
Lineage: Eukaryota; Oomycota; Saprolegniomycetes; Saprolegniales; Verrucalvaceae
Exons: 2
Coding region: 1-384 (127 amino acids)
Source: RefSeq, a predicted model, not a curated record